Molecule: messenger RNA, 1221 nt
Organism: Monoraphidium neglectum
Lineage: Eukaryota; Viridiplantae; Chlorophyta; Chlorophyceae; Sphaeropleales; Selenastraceae
Product: putative SAM-dependentmethyltransferase
Exons: 10
Coding region: 1-1221 (406 amino acids)
Molecular function (GO): methyltransferase activity; RNA binding
Source: RefSeq, a predicted model, not a curated record
AUGGGCCUGCUGUCAGCUGAGAUCGGCGCCAAGCCGGUGCACCUGACGCUGACACGGGACCGCGUGCGCGCGCUCAAGGCUGGGUCGCCCUGGCUCUACGCAGACUCCUUGCGCGAGCUGCCCCCCGCGAGGCCGGGGUCCAUGGCUCUCAUCAAGACCAAGGACGGUGACAUCAUCGCCAAGGGCUUCUACGACCCUGGGUCCCAGCUGGCGUUCAGGGCGGUGGCUGUCAGGGAGCGGCGCCUGGACGACGCGCUGGUGGCGGCGCGGCUGGAGCGCGCGGUGGCGAUGAGGCAGCGGCUGUUCGAGGGCGCAGACACCGACGGGUACCGCCUGGUCAACGGGGAGGGGGACGGGCUGCCAGGCCUGGUGUGUGACGUGUACGCGUCUACCGCUGUGGUCAAGCUGGACGGCGCGGGCCCGGCCGGGUUCUACAACGCCAAGGGCAUCGCGCAGUGGCUGGUGCAGCGGCUGCCCCGGCUCAACUGUGUCUGGCUUAAACACAGGGCCGGCGAGGACAGCCGCGGCGCUCUGCUGCUGGGGGAGCGCCCAGCGCGGCCGGUGGUGUUUGUUGAGAACGGGGUGCGCUUCGAGUCCGACGUCGUGAUGGGCCAGAAGACGGGCUUCUUCCUGGACCAACGGGACAACCGCAAGCGGAUGCAGCCCUUUGCCCGCGGCCGCCGCGUCCUCAACCUCUUCGCCUACACCGGGGGCUUCUCAGCCUACGCUGGCGCUGCGGGCGCAGCCCACGUCACCUCGGUCGACCUGGCGGCGCCCGCCUGCGCGUCCGCGGAGGUCAACUGGGGCCUCAACGGGCUGGACGCGGGGCGCCACGCGGCGGUGGCGGCGGACUGCUUUGCGUUCCUGGAGGACGCGGCGGCGGCAAAAGAGGCGUGGGACGUGGUGAUCGUGGACCCGCCAUCAUUUGCCCCCAGCAAGCAGAGCGUCACCAAAGCCACAGCCAGCUACGAGCGGCUGUUUGCGGCGGCAGUGAAGAUCACGGCGAGUGGCGGCAUCCUGGCGCUGUCGUCCUGCUCGAGCCACAUCGACUUCCCCCUGUUCCACCAGGCGCGCCCGGGCACUAUCUGCGACUCGGCCGUGGGCCGCGCGCGGCGCUCCGCCGCGGUGCUGGGCGUGUAUGGUCAGCCGGAGGACCACCCCUUCCCCGCUGCCUGCCAGGAGCUGCGGUACCUCAAGUUCGUCACCCACGCCCUGGACUGA